This is a messenger RNA of Otolemur garnettii (small-eared galago), 3046 nucleotides long. RefSeq names its product beta-galactosidase-1-like protein 2. Gene Ontology annotation, molecular function: beta-galactosidase activity. Gene Ontology annotation, biological process: carbohydrate metabolic process. Lineage: Eukaryota; Metazoa; Chordata; Mammalia; Primates; Galagidae. The record is from RefSeq and is a predicted model, not a curated record. Bases 128 to 2032 code for a protein of 634 amino acids. The transcript is spliced from 19 exons. Gene Ontology annotation, cellular component: vacuole.
AAUGAGCGCCGGCGGGCUGGUUGCCUGGGCGACCGGCGCGCGGCCCCGCCCCCCGCACGGAGGCACCUGAGUGCGGCUGAGAGCGGCUGGAGUGGGAACCCGGGUCCCUGCGCGCCGGGAACGCGCGAUGGCCACGUGCAACCUCCGGCGGAGGCCGGGCCGCAUACUCGGACUCCUGCUGCUUCUCAUCUUGGGUUUCCUGGUGUUCCGCAGGUUGAACUGGAGUUCUCUGAUCCCACCAUGGCUCCAACAGCGGCAGCUGGGGCUGCAGGCAAAAGGCCAGAACUUUAUACUGGAGGAUGCCCCUUUCUGGAUCUUCGGGGGCUCCAUCCACUAUUUCCGGGUGCCCAAGGAAUACUGGAGGGACCGCCUUCUGAAGAUGAAAGCCUGCGGCUUGAACACCCUCACCACCUACGUUCCCUGGAACCUGCACGAGCCCCAGAGAGGCAAAUUCGACUUCUCUGGGAACCUGGACCUGGAGGCCUUUGUCCUGUUGGCUGCAGAGAUCGGGCUGUGGGUGAUUCUGCGUCCAGGCCCCUACAUCUGCAGUGAGAUUGACCUUGGGGGCUUGCCCAGCUGGCUACUUCAAGACCCUGGCAUGAGGCUGAGAACGACCUACAAGGGCUUCACCGAAGCAGUGGACCUCUAUUUUGAUCACCUGAUGUCCAGGGUGGUGCCGCUCCAGUACAAGCACGGGGGACCCAUCAUUGCUGUGCAAGUGGAGAAUGAAUAUGGUUCCUAUUACAAAGACCCCGCGUACAUGCCUUACGUCAAGAAGGCCUUGGAGGACCGUGGCAUCGUGGAGCUGCUCUUCACCUCAGACAACAAGGACGGCCUGCGCAAGGGAAUCAUCCAUGGAGUGCUGGCCACUAUCAACUUACAGUCACCCCAGGAGCUGCAGUUGCUGACCACCCUGCUAGUGAGCAUCCAGGGGGUUCAGCCCAAGAUGGUGACUGAGUACUGGACCGGGUGGUUUGACUCGUGGGGAGGCCCUCACAAUAUCCUGGAUUCUUCUGAGGUUUUAAAGACCGUAUCUGCCAUCGUGGACACCGGCUCCUCCAUCAACCUCUACAUGUUCCAUGGAGGCACCAAUUUUGGCUUCAUAAAUGGAGCCAUGCACUUCCAGGACUACAGGUCCGACAUCACCAGCUACGACUACGAUGCCGUGCUGACAGAGGCUGGAGAUUACACGCCCAAGUACAUCAAGCUUCGGGACUUCUUUGAUUCCCUCUCAGCAGACGGCCCCCUCCCUCCCCCGCCUGACCCUCUUCCCAAGACUGUGUAUGAACCGAUGGUGCCAGUUUUCUACUUGUCCCUGUGGGAUGCUCUGAAGUACAUAGGGGAGCCAAUCAAGUCUGAAAAGCCCAUCAACAUGGAGAACCUGCCGGUCAACGAGGGGAACGGCCAGUCCUUCGGCUACGUUCUGUACGAGACCACCAUCACCUCGUCUGGCGUUCUCAGCGGUCAUGCGCGUGACCGGGGGCAGGUAUUUGUGAACACAGUAUCCAUAGGAUUCUUGGACUAUAAAAACACAAAGAUUGUCAUCCCCCUGGUCCAGGGUCACACCGUGCUGAGGAUCUUGGUGGAGAAUUGUGGGCGAGUCAACUAUGGAUAUAACAUUGAUGAGCAGCGCAAAGGCUUAAUUGGAAAUCUCUAUCUGGAUGAUUCUCCCCUGAAAAACUUCAGAAUCUACAGCCUGGAUAUGAAAAAGAGCGUCUUUCAGAGGUUUGGAUGGAAUUCUGUCCCAGAAGCGCCUGCACUUCCCGCUUUCUUCCUGGGCGGCUUGUCAGUCGGCCCCUCGCCUGCCGACACCUUCCUGAAGCUGGAGGGCUGGGAGAAGGGGGUCGUAUUCAUCAAUGGCCAAAACCUUGGACGCUAUUGGAGCAUCGGACCCCAGAAGACCCUGUAUCUCCCAGGACCCUGGCUGGACAGAGGAAUCAACCAGGUCAUCAUUUUCGAGGAGACGAUGGCAGGCUCCAUGAUCCAAUCUACCGAAACCCCCCACCUAGGCAGGAACCAGUACGUUAAGUGAGCGGCGCCGCCCAGUACCUCCUGCACCUCGUGCCUGGGGACCCGGAGAGUGCCACCUGCGCUGGUGGCCUCAGCCCCGGUAGGCUGCCCCCUUGCACACUACCCUACAGGAGCAGCUCCUUAAGUAGCAACCUCAGGGACCAAGGGGCUCCUGUCUGCCCCGCCUCAGUUCAAAACCCUACACCUGAGGAGAAACGUGGGGUGGCACAGAGGGCCCCCCUCAUACCUAGAUGGUUUCUUAGCCUGGCUUUGUUGAUGGUACUUCUCCUACUUCCCUGCUCCUCUGGGAGGAGGAUGUGUCCAUGGGGGUGGGCGCGUUUAAUCAGAUCAUCAAGUGCUCCCUACCUGGGCUCCUCAGAAAAGGGGCUGAAACUGGCCGGGUAUCUCCCCCUGCACCACUCACCGCAGCCCUGCCCGGCACUCAGGUGAGCUCUCUGACUGCACUUGGCAGGCCUGGCCUCUUGGUGUUCCUGAAAUCCUGAGUUUGUCACUGUUGGUAGAGGUAGGCAAGAGGGGUGCCUCACCUGAGCUGACUUUGUUCUUUCUUCACAACCUUCCCUGAGCCGCCUUGGGGACUCUGAGAGACGCCAUUUGAGAAACCCGUGGUUUCCUUUCUGUUCCUACUCCUGCUGCAUCUGACAGCAUGACAAGCUGAGCUCGAGGAACAGAAAUACUCAGCUGCCGCUUUUCCUGAAUUAGGGAGUAUUUCCAGUUUUACUCAAUGAAGACAGGCAUCAGUGCAGGAGUAAAGGUGGAUCCCAGCAGAGUAUCUGGGGAGGGAGGGGACAGAGGCCCACCUCAGUGCAGUGGGGCAGGUGGCCCCAGGAAUGCCGGGGUGGCCACAGGAGCACAGGCCUUGCCUCCAGCUUAUCCUCCCACUCUCUGCACCCCCAUAGCCAUGCCGCAGGGAGGAGAGGCAGCCCUCCUUUAGAGCUGUUUUCAUGCCCAAAUUUGAAACUGUCCUUCUGGAGAUCAAGUGUAAUGUUUGCCUCCUCCCACUGUCCUGACUCGAAAU